UUUGGUGGACUUGACCAGAAUUCAGAGUAGAACAAGGUCUCAGAUUCCAUUGUAGCUCCCUUUCUUCCUUCAGUCACUCAACGCCGUUUAUGCAGCUCCUGUCUCUUCCCCGUCAAAGUUACGCGUCAACUGCCACCAUAUUGGCUAAUUCUCAGAUUACUCACUAUGCUCGUCUUAACCAGAUUGAUAAUGCUCGACGAGUUUUCGAUCAAUUACCGGAAAAAAAUAUUGCUUCUUGGAACUCCAUUAUCGCUGGCUAUUUCCAAAAUAACCAGCCUGAUGAAGCACGUCACCUGUUCGACAUAAUGCCCGAGAGAAAUACAGUUUCUUGGAACGGUUUGAUAUCUGGAUAUGUCAGGAAUGGAAUGGUUCGCCAAGCUCGCCAAGCAUUUGAUAUGAUGCCCGAGAGAAACGUUAUCUCAUGGACUGCUGUUAUAAGAGGUUAUGUAGAACAGGGAUUGACACCUGUUGCUGAAUCUCUUUUCUGGAAAAUGCCAGAGAAAAAUGUGGUUUCAUGGACAGUAAUGUUGGGUGGCUUGAUUCAAGACAGACGAAUUGGCGAUGCUAGACGAUUAUACGAGUUGAUGCCGGUGAAGGAUGUAGUUGCUAAGACUAAUAUGAUUUCCGGAUAUUGUCAAGCAGGUAAAAUGGCUGAAGCCAAGAAACUUUUUGAUGAAAUCCCAUAUCCUAAUGUGAUCUCUUGGACCACCAUGGUCACUGGUUAUGCACAGAAUCAACAGGUUGAUGUUGCUAGGACGCUCUUUGAGAUGAUGCCGGAGAAGAAUGAGGUAUCUUGGACAGCAAUGCUGAUGGCUUAUACUCAAUGUGGACGGAUUAAAGAAGCUGAAGAGCUCUUUAACGCAAUGCCCAUGGAGUCGAUUAUUGCCUGCAAUACAAUGAUAGUUGCGUUUGGAAAUAGUGGAGAAGUUUCAAAGGCAAAGCUAACAUUUGAUCACAUGGUGACAAGAGAUGAUAUUUCGUGGAGUACAAUGAUUAAAGUUUAUGAACGUAAUGGGUUUGAAUUGGAAGCAAUGGAUUUGUUUUCCUUGAUGCAAAGUGAACGAAUUCGACCUAACUUUCCAUCUUUGAUCAGUAUUCUUUCUGUUUGUGCCAGUCUUGCAAGUCUGUAUCGUGGCAGACAAAUUCAUGCCCAGUUGUUGAGAUCACAGUUCAUAGACGAUGUAUAUGUUUCCUCGGUUUUAAUCACGAUGUACAUAAAAUGCGGGGAUCUAAUCAAGGCAAGACUCGUUUUCGAUAAUUUUUCUCCCAAGGAUACUGUGAUGUGGAACUCCAUAAUAACAGGUUAUGCCCAAUAUGGUCUUGAAGCAGAUGCCUUAUUAGUGUUUGACAAAAUGUCCAAUGCUGGUGUGGCAGCUGAUGAUGUUACUUUUGUUGGAGUUCUUUCUGCUUGUAGUUACACAGGAAAGGUUGAAGAAGGAUUGAAGAUUUUUGAGUCCAUGGAAUCCAAGUAUCGAGUUGUCCCAAAGACUGAACACUAUGCCUGUAUGGUGGAUUUGAUGGGUCGAGCUGGACGUUUAACAGAAGCAAAUGAUCUUAUUGAGAGGAUGCCUAUGAAACCAGAUGCGACCCUUUGGGGCUCACUAAUGGGAGCAUGUAGGAUUCACAAGAACAUGGAUUUGGCCGAAAUUGCAGCUAAAAAGCUUUUAGAAUUGGAGCCCAAUAAUACUGGGCCCUAUGUUUUGCUAUCAAACAUAUACGCGUCAAGUGGUAGAUGGAACGACGUUGCAGAUCUUAGGAGAAACAUGGUAUCGAGAAAUAUGAGGAAGUCGCCUGGUUGUAGCUGGAUCGAGGUAGAAAAACGAGUGCAUACUUUCACAGGUGGAGAAAGCACUCCCCAUCCUGAACAUUUGAUGAUCAUCAAGAAGUUGGAAGAGUUGAGUGGGUUAUUAAAAGAAGCUGGAUAUGCUCCUGAUUCAAGUUUUACCCUUCAUGAUAUAGACGAAGAAGAGAAGGUACAAAGUUUAGGUCAUCACAGUGAGAAACUAGCCGUUGCUUAUGGAUUGUUGAAGGUCCCAAAAGGAAUGCCUAUCCGUGUGAUGAAGAACCUUCGAGUUUGUGGUGAUUGCCAUUCUGCUAUUAAAUUAAUUGCUAUGGUCACCAAGCGGGUGGUUAUAUUGAGGGAUGCAAACAGAUUUCAUCACUUUGAGAAUGGCUCGUGUUCUUGUCAUGACUAUUGGUGAUAAUUUUCAAAUCGUAGGAAAACCUUUUCCAACACAUUUGUUAGAAGACGAACAGUUACAUAGAGUUAAGAACCUUUAGCACUAAAUCAACAAUUAUUUAUGAGGAUAGAAAGUCCUGAAAAGGGUUGGAUGAUUUUUAAGGGCACAUUCACUUUCAAUGAUCAGGUUCUUAGGUCUGAAUUCAAUAUAUAUUCUACCUUCAAAUUCAUGCAGAUCUAUCUCA
Messenger RNA from Impatiens glandulifera, 2424 nucleotides. Its product is annotated as pentatricopeptide repeat-containing protein At1g56690, mitochondrial-like. The coding region runs from base 90 to 2201 and encodes 703 amino acids. The record is from RefSeq and is a predicted model, not a curated record. Lineage: Eukaryota; Viridiplantae; Streptophyta; Magnoliopsida; Ericales; Balsaminaceae. Gene Ontology annotation, molecular function: zinc ion binding; RNA binding; protein binding. Gene Ontology annotation, biological process: RNA modification. The transcript has a single exon.